UUCUUGAACGGGAACAGACGACGCAGUAUGCGGCUCCAAACAGAGAAAUAACACAUUUAGCGACAACAACAAAGGAUAAAUCCAUUCCAUACAUUCCAGAGCUAGAUCCGAUCCAAAGGCCAGCAAUAGACCCGAUAAGGCGGCGCACUAGAUCCGAGUUUCCAAGCAGGGGUAUAUAGGUCGCCGGUGGAGCGGGAAAAAGUGGGAAAUCGGAACAGCAGUUGGCCUAUUUCACACAGGAAGCGGAGUCUAGUUGUCCAUCCGGCAGAAGAGAGGUCUUUUCCAAUCGUUAACAUGCUGUCGCGCCUGCAGGACUUCUUGUCACGCCACCGGCGAAAGUUCAUAGUGACCGGCGUUCUGGUGGGCGGCACCAUCUUUGCGGCACGUUAUGCACAGCGGCGAUUCGUGGAGUUCCAGGAGAAACAGGCCAGAGAAUUCUUCGAGAGAACGCGGCGCACGACCCACUUUGAGUCGACGGAGAAGACGUGCAACCAGGUGAUCCUAGGCAUGGGUGAGGAGAUGUGCCAAGCGGUGCUCAGGGAGUGCAGCACGGACGAGCUGCUCGAGCAGCUGCGCCAGAAUCCCAAGAACAAGCUGGAACUCUGGGAGGACAUGAAAAUUGUGGCUUUCACAAGGCUGGCAACCUAUGUCUACGCCUCCUCCAUGCUGGUUAUUGCGUUAAGGGUCCAGCUAAAUCUCCUGGGUGGCUACAUCUAUCGGGACAUCAUGACGGAACAAAAACAAGUCACCGACGAGCUGAAGCAGCAGUACCUCUCCCUCAUCCGACACUUUAUCACGGAGUCGGGCAUCCGGGACUUAGCCCGUUACAUUCGCACCCAGGUCAUCGCAGUCACCAAGACCAUGCCGCUCUCCCAACAGCUUUCCCUAAGCGACCUGGAGCAACUGUUUUGGUCCCUGCAAAUGGCCAUCAAUGCGGACACUCGUCGGGAUCCCAACUCGCGAAUGAGCAAGUAUCUGCUGCCCAGCCAGAAUCCCAGUCACUCGCCGCUGCUGCAAAAGAUGUUCAACGAGACCCUGGAUCUGUUGGAGAGCGAGGAUGCCGUUGGCGUUUGCUCGCACAAUGUAAGCCGUGGUUUUGUGCUGGCCUGCGAUGCCAUCGCCGAAAGCAUGGGCGAAACUUUGCAGCAUCUGCCGCAAGCUCAAGUGCAAACGCAGCAAGAACAGAACGUCAAGUUCAACCAGGCAGGAAGCUCAGGCGCCGGCACCUCGAAGAUCCAAAACGGUCUGGAGAACAACAACUUGCUGAACAUCAACCGAGUGCUGUUGGCGUUGGCCAAGCUCAUUCCUAUCAUCAGUGGUCUCACCUCGAGAGGCUUCGAUGCCACUUCGCGACCCCACAAUCUGCCCACCCAGCUGCUAACCUUUUACGUGGUCGCCGAGAAGACAAAGACGCUGGGGGCCAACGUCUACGAAAGCUUCAGCUCCGCCUAGAGGAUCAACAAAACUUGGAUUAUGCAUCCGUGCAUAGGCUAGGCUAAGACAAUUGGAAAAUUAUAGUUUAUAUACUUGUAUAUUUUUAAUAAGAUCUUAAUUCUCAAAAGCAUUGCUUGUAUGUCUGCUUGAACCCAACCCGUAUUAAGUUUAGCUCCUAAGAAUAUUUAAACGAAGCGAGUGUAAGGUAUGCUUAAGCAGAUUCCCCUCCAUUGCGUCCACGGGGAAUCCUUUCAGGACAGGGACACAAAUCGAGUAACGUGAAGGCCUUUUAAUCUAACUGGAAAGUGAAAUAUGUGCUUGAGGAAUGAGAGAAUAUUCAUAUAGGAUGGACCUGAUGGGUUAUUUAGUAUCCAAACUAUAUGAAAAAGUAAUUCAUAUGUGUAAUUGAUUAAUGGAAUAAAAAGUGACAGAUUAUUUAUUUAUACCAUGCUAGAAAGUUUGGGUCUUAAUCUUAAAUGAAUUGUAAAAUAAAUGGCAACCUAAUAAACUAUGCAUUCCCCGUUUUUAAA
Drosophila mauritiana is the source of this 1964-nucleotide messenger RNA. RefSeq names its product peroxisomal biogenesis factor 3 (gene Pex3). Gene Ontology annotation, biological process: protein import into peroxisome membrane. Gene Ontology annotation, cellular component: peroxisomal membrane. The transcript has 2 exons. Gene Ontology annotation, molecular function: protein-macromolecule adaptor activity. The record is from RefSeq and is a predicted model, not a curated record. Lineage: Eukaryota; Metazoa; Arthropoda; Insecta; Diptera; Drosophilidae. The coding region runs from base 295 to 1452 and encodes 385 amino acids.